Hymenoscyphus albidus is the source of this 1552-nucleotide messenger RNA. The record is from the annotation of a GenBank genome assembly. Lineage: Eukaryota; Fungi; Ascomycota; Leotiomycetes; Helotiales; Helotiaceae.
GAAUUCACCAAAAUAUGUUUAAAUGACACCCCACAUGAAUAAGAAAUGAUUAGAACAUGGAUUUCAUUCAUACUUUCAAUUCAAGUUUUCUUCUCUUUUUCACCUCCUCACAGAUACUUAAAUCAUAAGAUGGUAAGUAAUUCGAGAGCAUCUCCAUUAUUUUGUGUGUCCUACUAACGGUCAAUAGAGCUCAGAAGUAAAAGCAUCAUUGCUGCAUGGGGUGAAGGAGUUGAAGAUUGUGUGCUAUUCUGCUACCGAAAAUAAGAUGCAUGUUAACAAUUUCAAAGGAAACCCGUCCUCUUCCCUCUCCAGCAGCAACGGAAGUCCAAGUAGCUGUCCAAGCAACCGGACUUUGCGGUUCAGAUCUCCACUAUUACAACCACUACCGAAAUGGCGAUAUCAUCGUCCAAGAACCUCUGACGCUAGGUCACGAAUCCUCAGGUGUAGUGACUGAAGUUGGAUCCGCGGUUUCAGACCUCAAAGUUGGCGAUAAAGUCGCUCUUGAAGUCGGUUUACCGUGUCUGGAUUGUGAGUUGUGCAAGGAGGGACGGUACAACAUUUGCAAAACCUUGAAAUUCCGAAGUUCGGCAAAGUCAUUUCCUCAUUUUCAGGGAACUUUACAGGAGAGGAUAAAUCAUCCCGCGGCCUACUGUUAUAAGUAAGUCUUAUCCAGCAUGGUUACUAAAAAAUACUGAUCAUGUAGACUGCCACCAACUGUCUCUUUAGAACAAGGUGCCAUUCUUGAGCCCCUUGGCGUGGCAAUCCAUGGCGCAAGACGCGCAGCUCUCAAAGAAGGAAGUACAGUUCUGAUCCUUGGAGCUGGCGCCGUUGGACUUCUGUGUGCUGCAAUGAGCAAAGUAAAUGGAGCGAAGAAAGUGAUCAUCGCAGACAUCCAAGCAGAAAGAGUAGAAUUUGCCGUGCAAAACAAAUUUGCCGAUGCGUCGAUCGUGGUGCCGAUGAAAAGACCUCAAGCGAUCGAGGAAAAACUCGCUUUUGCAAAAGAGGUUGCCGAGCUCGUGAAAGCUCAAACUGAGAAGGGGGAGGUUGAUGCGGUUUUCGAAUGUACUGGGGUUGAAUCUUGUUUACAGGCUGCUAUCUAUGUAAGUAUUGUGCCCUUUACCGAGAUAUUCUACUUACACACACAGUCAACUCGACCAGGCGGACGGAUUCUGCUCAUUGGAAUGGGAAGCCCUAUCCAGACACUCCCCAUUUCAGCAGCUGCACUUCGAGAAGUAGAUCUUGUUGGUGUAUUCCGUUACGCCGAUACAUAUAAAGAGGCUAUUGAGUUAGUCUCGAGUGGGAAUUCUCUUUUUCCGGAUUUGUCCAAGUUGAUUACGCACAGAUUCAAGGGCUUUGGUGAGAUUCCUAAUGCGUUUGCCAUGGCGGGACGGGUGAAGGAUGAUGAGGGGAAUUUGGUGUUGAAGGUGCUUAUUGAUACCGAGAAGAGGGAAAGUCAUAUCUAGACUUUUUUCUUUAUUGCGCGAAUUGAUAAUGAGGGUUGGUUUCUUCUAGAUGUAGACCUAGUUGCUCUUGAUCCAAGGAAUUAUUCACC